Messenger RNA from Lethenteron reissneri (Far Eastern brook lamprey), 3950 nucleotides. It is a transcript of the gene GMNC, whose product is annotated as geminin coiled-coil domain containing. Gene Ontology annotation, biological process: negative regulation of cell cycle; negative regulation of DNA replication. The record is from RefSeq and is a predicted model, not a curated record. Lineage: Eukaryota; Metazoa; Chordata; Hyperoartia; Petromyzontiformes; Petromyzontidae. Gene Ontology annotation, cellular component: nucleus.
AUGUCGCCGGGAGCGCGCGGGGUUCCCGGCCCCGACAUGAACCGCGCAGCCCCUCGUACCGGACCGCUCGCGGAGGCGGACGGAGCGGCCGAGAGAGGCCGCGCGGUCCCCGCAUCGCCGGGACGCGGCGUGCGCGCGCGCGCGUCACCCCGAGUCGCGCGGUCCGGCGUGGGAGCGCCGAUAAGAGCGGAGACCGAGGAGGUAGAGGAAGCUCUGGUCAAAAUAAGAGUCUGCGCCGCGCGCUACGUCAAGGGCGCGCGGCGCAGGGGUUCCCAGAGAGCCCCCGUGGGAGAGGGACGGCCUCGUGACCUCGCGUCUCGCCCCCGCUGCACAACGCGCGCCACCGCCAACGACCGCGCACUGGCCCGGGGCACCGCUCAUGCGGAGUCGUUGGGCUGUCGAACCGAAUGGAUGUGCCCUGCCUGCAUACGUGGGUGUCUCGCCCAGCAGGACGCCCUCCCGCACCGCGCACCGCUCAGCUAUGACUGGAGCCCCCCCCAGGCCCCCGUGUCCUGUCCCUCCUGGGGCCCCAACGACACGGAGUGCAAGACAGGAUGGAGUGGGGUCACACGCGCGCACCUGGGAGAGGAGCUGAACCGCAACAGCCAGCUGAGGGCGCGUCUCGCCCGCACCGAGGAGGAGCUCGCGGGGCUGCGUCACGAGAACGCGCGACUCCGCGCCAGCGCCGCACACGCCCGCAGCCUCGAGCAGCAACUCUCGCGGCUGCUCUCUGAGCGUGGAGCCGCAGCCCUGGGGAAGCGCUGCGCCGCCUGGAGCCCCGACAGCGCGAGACGGGGGCUCAAGACCCCCUUUGUGGGAGGGGGGCAGCAGCAGCAGCAGCAGCAGCAGCCCCUUCCCACCGCACCCACCCCCGCGACCCCCGCGACCCCAGGGCUCGCGUGGCCCCGAGUCCUACAGAUCCUGGGGCUCAAGGACCCCGACACGAUCGACGCGGGCGGCGAAGGGGUCUCGGCGGGGUACGGCACCGGCGGCAAGCCGCCCCUCCUCUCCCCACCCUCCUCCCCCCCGCCGCCUCCCUGCUCCCCCCCCGCCUCGGCCGACCCCCCCGCGUUCUACACGGCCGUGAGACAUCACUCGACCGUGAAGACCCGGUCCUUCUCGCACGGACAAACCUUCACCGCGCGCGACGAGAGUGGGGGGUGGAGGUUUACGUGGGUCCCCCGCGCGGGGCCCUGAUUCCACCCCCCUUCCCCGCCCCCCCAAACAAAGGAGGCCCCCGCCGGAAGGGGGUCUCAGUAAAACGGGGUUCGUAGGGAAUGCGGGGGGGGGGGAACACAUUACUGCCAACACUGCCACGUGCUCACUGCCGAAGAGGUCACGCACACGUGACCCCCCCCCCCCCCGGUGCACCACACUACAAGCCAGACAAAGGUCCCCCGUGUAGCCGACACAGACUGGCGGGGCAAGUGCUGUAGGCGUGCGCCGUGACGGCACGCGAGGGGGGGACGGGUGGCCUGCACCACGCCCGGCCGCCUUUUUUGUCUCCCCAACGCUGAUGUUUACACACCGCAACCGGUAUUCGUUUCAGGCUGAGUCGACCUAGAGGAGGACCAGUACCGGUUUGAAUAUUCGCCACCGUUAUUGGUGGCGCGCGGGAAACGAACUCGGGUCGCCGGGUUGGGAGCGCUGUGCGCGAACCACUACACCACCGCUCCUCCUCAUCUCACAGAGAUACGCACAUCGGCACGCACGGUGGCGCCAAGCGAAAAUAAUUGGGGCCAACCUAUGAUCGGCUCGAACUCGGAUCUUGAUUAAAACUUUAAACGCUCGAGAUUUUUUUUAUAACACUACUAAAAAAAUAGUUGUAAUUGUAGUCUAUUUACUUAAUUAUUUGAAACAGCUGUGAUGUGCGAUUAAGUUAUGUUGCUUGUGCAGUACUGUAUAUAAUGUGUGUGGUCAUGUGACUGCACACAAACACGACGUCUUGUUAGUGGCCCCUGAACGGGCGAUCGUCACCUCGACACACACACACACACAAAGAUAUCCCUUAUAGCCCUCGCAGACUGUUGGGGCAAGUGCUCUUAGCGAGCACCUAUCACGGCCGGCACGGCACACGAUGGGUUUGGGUGGUCAGCACCACGCCCGGCCGCCUUUGACUCCCCAGUGCUGUGGGGCUUAAUAUACACCGUGACAGGUACUCGUUUGAGGCCGAGUCAACCUUGGGGAGGUGCAGAACAGGUUCAGAUAAUCGUCACCAGUGUUGGCAGUGAGCGGGAAUUGAACCCGGGUCGCCGGGUUCAUAGCGCAGCGCGCUAACCGCUACACAACCGCUCCCCACUAUACACACAGACACAGACAAAGACAUAUCCAAACAUAGACGCAUACAAAGAUGCCCCGUAUAGCCUUCAUAGACUGCUGUUAGCGAACACCUAUUAAGGAUGGCGUACACUCUCAUAUAGACACUCAUAUACCACUGCCAAUCGCUUAGCGCGGGUCUCGUGUGUAUGUUGAACUUCUUUAGCACCGUACGUAGCCAACCGUGCUAAGAGACCUAUAGACUUGUAUAUAGAUUCACUGACGCACAUAGAGACCCAAAAACUUGCUUGGAGACCCAUACUCACACAGAGACCCAUAGACAGUCUCACAGACUAACAGAUUAAGAGACUGAGGGUUCAGUACAGAGACCCACCGACUUAGACUUUUUUGGAGUUUGUGUAAGACCCAUAGACUGAUACAGAGACCCAUAGACUGUUACAGAGACCCAUAAACUGGCAUAGAAACCCAUAGACUGACAGAGACUGACUGAGGGUUCGCGUGAGAGUUGGCGAGGUCAGAAAGUGACAUUGGGCGAUGGGAGAGGGGGCACGGCAGUCGAUUGUAAAUAAGCGAGGGGAGCGAGAGACGAGGUCAAACAAGUUUUGAGAACAAAGUCUUGUGUUUGCACUAAAUAGGGAGAGAUGAUUGGGGGGGGGGGGGGCGAGGUAGCAAUUAAAGAGAGGUGUAGAUAUUGAGGUGGGGGGGGGGGGGGAGAUGAGGGAGGGGUGGUUGAUGGGGAAGCAGUGGAGGGUUUGAAACCGCUCAGGAGAAGCACUUAGUUUACAGGGACUUGGGAGUGAGAUGGGCAGCUGCCGUGCUGUGAUCCAGAGGUCGCCCGUUUGAUCUCCAGGCGCGGCAGUGAGAACAACGCGGCAAAUAUCUACAACACCCCUCCAGCAGUAGAAAUCGGUUACAGCGCAGUCGAUGGGACAGGUCGCGUGUGGUGAUGGUGGGGUAGAGUGUGGGUAUCUCCCACCUCUUCUUCCAAGACGUCCGGCCAUUGUGGAAGAGUAGGCCAAAACACCCCUGAGAAGCGUGUUAAUUUAUUACAAUUUAUUUUAUGUGGAGGGGGUGGGGGAGGUCUGAUGAGAGCUGCCAAGCCAACUGGCAGUACACAUGGACUGUAUCACUGCAGUACACGGAUACUGUAUCACUGCAGUACACGGAUACUGUAACACGACAGUACACGCGUACAAGUGUACACACGCACAGUCCUUUGGUCAAUACAAGUGUCAGGGUCAAGGUCAUCGGAAAGGUCAGGUUCAAGGUCACAGCUGAGGUCAAGGUUGGGUCCGGGGAGUACCCCCCCUCCCACUGGCUCGAAAAUUCCCCUGUUGUGGCCGGGAGAGGGGGGUUACUCUUGGGAUCGGUCCACCUUAGGGGGUAGAGAUUGACCCCAGGCGUCCCCCUAAAGUGAGGUUCCUGGAGGGGUCAACUCUGGGGUCAAAUCUUCGCCCCCCCCCCUCAUCCCCAAUCGCCCUCACCCACUUCUCCUCCCCCCGGGUCGUCACGUUUACAGUUCCACUGCGUGGAUCAAUCUGUGCGGAGUUUUCGUUGUUUUGUUGUUGUUUUGUAAACAAUCCCACUUCGCGAGAAGAAGAGAUUUGUGGUUGUCUUUUGAGCUGUGUAACAACUCCCCCCCCCCCACCUGCUCAUUAAACCCGUAGCGUGUA